Molecule: messenger RNA, 2162 nt
Organism: Stereum hirsutum FP-91666 SS1
Lineage: Eukaryota; Fungi; Basidiomycota; Agaricomycetes; Russulales; Stereaceae
Exons: 6
Coding region: 115-1305 (396 amino acids)
Source: RefSeq, a predicted model, not a curated record
CCCCUUGGGUCCAUGUCUCGCACCAAUUGAAGGCAUAGAGCUUUCCUGUCAUUACCAUCGCACGGCCAACCCUUAUUUUAUUCUGCAAAGCUCAGAGGGUUCCGAGAGCUUCCCAUGAACUUCACCUUUGAUGACUCUGAAGCGGACUUGUUGUAUUCGUCGGACUGGGAGACGCAGCCAUCGACCGAUCCGAAUCUCUCAUCUUUCUUCCAGUCGACAUAUCACGCUGCGACGAGUGACGGAGCGAUUGUGAACUUCACAUUCUUUGGAUCUGCCAUCUUCGUUGUUGGCUCCAAAGGUCCUGAUCAUGGAAGGUUUACCGUUCAAUGCGACGACGUUGUGGCCCCAAACAUUGACGCCGGCGCAACCACGACGCUUUUCCAACAACUGCUCUUCGACUACACCUUUCCCAGCGACGGUCAACACUUCAUUUCCAUAACUGCACACCUUGCGGACGGUAGAGACUGGUUGGAUUUGGAUUACAUUACUUUCACGCAGUCGCCCAAUGGCACCGUAACGUCUGCGACGACAACAGCACCUGCAUCCUCUGGGACCGUGACACCUCCAUGGGCGACUGAGACCGUAUCCAUAUCCGCGUCACCUCUACCACCAGUCAGCGGCUCAACGUCUACAAAUUCUACCUCCAAAGCCACCCUCAUCGCUGCCUGCACCCUUGGUUCCAUCCUUGGCGUCCUCCUCGUUGCCUUUUGUACCUUCUUUUUCCUCCGCAGCGUCAGGAAUCGCGACUCCGCUGAAGAACGCGCAUUCCGCCACGGUGGAGGUCCACCACCCAACCAACUUUACUCCACCCCCAACACUCCUUUCCACAGUCCGACCGAACCCAAACCUCAACCGGAGUCGUACAUCUCCCCACGAACGCCACCUUCACCCACCUCCGAACUUCCGCCAGUCUCUGCGAAACCCAAACACGUCUGGCUCCCGUCGCUGUCACUUCCUUUUUUCAGCUCCAUAAGACGACCACGAACCGACCUGGAACAGGCGCCCCGAUUCUCCUACCCUGAUGUUGCAGACAACACCAACAACGAACACGGUACACACUUCUCCGCUUCUAACCCGCAAAUGGCGAACUACAGGCCACCAUCGGAGCUCUCGAAUCCAGGAAUUCCGAGUCCAGGAAUCGGAGUGGGUGCGGGGCAUAGAUUGUUUGCGCAUGCGAUGCCGCCCGUGAGGCCGCCUCGACCACCCCCUAGGCCGGGGACGUUCGAUCCAUUCGGAUUGAGAAAUGGGCAGGACGAGUAUGAUGACGGAGAUUCGAGGAUGACGGAUUUUUUGCAGGUUAGAUGAGUUAGAUGGAGGAUCGGUUGGUCGGUCGACCGGGGUUGGAUUGUGGAUGGAGGAGGCAUCGACCGGACGGUCACGGCUGAUGGAGGAGGGCAGGCCUGUAAGAUAUAUAUGAAUGGGAUUUCAGGCGGGCCUGCGGGUGGCAGUUGGUAUGUUGCUGGGCUCGCCACGUCGCCUGUGUAAAUACAAGAUACACGGGAUCGCGACACGACACAUGCUCUUUUCUUCCUCACACUCGUUUUCUCUUUUUCUUGGUUAUUCUCUGUUUUGGAUUCCUCGGGCCCGGGCUUUCGUUGCAGUCAUUCACUUUUGACCACUACCUCUUUUUCUUUGUUUGAUCCUUCGUUCGUUCCAUUAGUGAACGCCCCCUCACACGAUUUCCUACCUUAUCCAUUCGUGCGUAGACGCCGGUUGUAUCCUUAUUCUUCCGUUCUUUCUCUUCCUUUCUUCAUCCUCUCAAAGGGGCCGGGCGUCUGUAUACCCCUACUUACCCAUACUACCCACAUAUCUAACCUCAUUCCUUAUCUGCCGACCGCUGGGAUUAACCGCCGCCUACUUACUGUGAUCGCUAAGUGUCGCCAUGAUGACUUCAAGUUCAAUACAAUCUAAACUGGAUACCCUAUCUGCCUUGUUUCUGAAUCUGUUUCUGUACGCCAUUCUUUUUCGCUUCUCCUCUGGUUUCAAUUGUUCUCGCCCUCUACACAUGAUGUUUAACUUUCGCUUUCGCUUUCGAUGCGCUCUGUACCUACCCGUCCGUCCUCGUCCUUUCCUUCGUUCUACUACUUCCUGUACUCCGUCUUAUACACGCCGGCACUGUUGCGCAGCAGUAUGUAUCUGUACUUUUUACUCACCACAACCUU